Aricia agestis (brown argus) is the source of this 1418-nucleotide messenger RNA. RefSeq names its product multiple inositol polyphosphate phosphatase 1-like. The transcript is spliced from 9 exons. Lineage: Eukaryota; Metazoa; Arthropoda; Insecta; Lepidoptera; Lycaenidae. Gene Ontology annotation, molecular function: inositol phosphate phosphatase activity; acid phosphatase activity. The coding region runs from base 60 to 1364 and encodes 434 amino acids. The record is from RefSeq and is a predicted model, not a curated record.
UUACUCUAAGAAGCAAUGAAAUUGUUUGUGUGAAAUUAAUGUUAAAUCUUGAAUGAAUUAUGUUAAUAUACAAAAUGUUCACACCAUUGAUAUUUAUAUUUGUUACACUGUUUGGUACCCUUUAUGCAAAUAUUCUUCAAACAAAUGAUAUUCGAAACUAUUUAUCCACGCGCACACCUUAUAGAUUUAAGUAUAAUACAAAUGAGUCACAAAUCAUAUAUCCUGGUUGUGAAGCAAAGAAAGUAUGGAUGCUGUUGAGACAUGGGACUCGGCAGCCAAGCACAAAAGACAUAAACAACAUUAAUAUAAAAUUAAAAGAUCUGAAAUUAGAGAUUUUGUCACAAAAUAUUGAAAAAGUUAUACUCAGUAAAGAACAAUUAAAAAUCUUUGAAAAUUGGGAUAUUAACCUGUCUCCGGAAGAACAAAAGUUUUUAACUUAUGAAGGUCAAGAUGAGAUGAUACUUACAGCUGAGAGAAUGCAAAAAAGAUUUCCUAAAAUCAUAACAGAGGAGUACAGCAACAAAACUUAUCAGUUUCGCUACACAGCCAAGCAAAGAACACAACAGAGUGCAAGAUAUUUUAGUCUUGGUUUAUUCGACAAGAAAGUUGCUGAUGAGAUUAUAUUUGACCCGCCAAAAAAAGUGGAUACAACAUUGAGGUUUUAUAAGCACUGUGACAAGUGGCAAAAGCAAGUAAAGAAAAAUCCUGACACAUACAAGGAGCAGCGUUUGUUUGGAAUAAGUCAGAAAAUGAAUGAAACCUUGGAGUCCGUUUCACAGAGAUUGGGGCUGGAUAGGGUUCUAAGUUUGGAUGCAGUAGUUCUGAUGUACAAAACAUGUGGGUUUGAGACGGCUUGGCACAAGCAUUUUGAAUCUCCUUGGUGCUAUGCAUUUGAUUUAAACAGCAUAAAGGACCUAGAAUAUUACCACGAUUUGAGGAACUAUUGGUUGGAUGGCUAUGGACAUGAACUGACAUACCAUGUUGCAUGUAUGAUAUUGAAGGAUAUGUUCCAAUUUGUUAGUAACAACGAAGGUCCAAAAGCUACAUUCCUGUUCGCACAUUCCGGAACAUUACUCAAGCUGCUCACACAUUUACAGCUGUACAAACCGGAAGUUCCGUUAAGCGCCGACUACAUUGACGACGGAAGGCCCUUUAAGACCUCCGAUAUUGACUGCUUUGCUUCUAAUUUGGCGUUUGUUUUGUAUGAAUGUGGCGAUAAGCAAAAAAUGCUAACUCUUCAUCAGGAGAAAAUCGUGAAGCUGCCGAUGUGUGACAAUGAGUUGUGCCCGCUUGAGCAUUUGAAGAAAUAUUUCCAUGAUUCCAUACACAAAUGUGAUUUCGAUGAAAUGUGUUCAAUUAAUUGAAUUUUUUAUUUACCUACAUUGACAUUGAAUGAAAUUAUUUAAAAGCUUUAAUAA